Molecule: messenger RNA, 1693 nt
Organism: Rhopalosiphum maidis (corn leaf aphid)
Lineage: Eukaryota; Metazoa; Arthropoda; Insecta; Hemiptera; Aphididae
Product: major facilitator superfamily domain-containing protein 6-B-like
Exons: 7
Coding region: 201-1541 (446 amino acids)
Cellular component (GO): membrane
Source: RefSeq, a predicted model, not a curated record
GCGGUCGAUUACUACAUUUUAUUUUUGUUUAGUAGUUUAACACUGAAUUUCGUGUAACCAUCAUGGAAUAACAUCUGCAGCUUGGUUACUGAUUUUUCCAUAAACGCGUUUUAUUAUUAUUUUGUAUAGAAGUAACAAUUUAAAAAUUUAACAUAACGAUUACAUACAUCGACUUGGAACGUUCGCGUAACAAUAAAAACAUGCCUUACAUCCAGAUUAAUAGAAAACUUCUGCUGAUGAAAAUUCACUACUUUUUAGGAAUUGGAGGUUAUGCGCCGUUUUCGCCAUUUAUGACAACAAUAUUAAAACAACGUGGUUAUUCAGCAUUCAUUGUUGGGUUAAUAUUCAUGUUACAACCAAUUCCAGGCAUUUUGAUAAAACCACUUAUUGGAGUAAUUACAGAUAAAUACAAAUGUCGACGAUCAGUGAUUAUUUUAAGUUCAAUAAUCACGUUUGUAUUAGUUUGUUUACUAUCAAUAAUUCCUGGUACGACCUCAAAAGAAGAGAUGAACGAUUUAGAUGUUAUUAAGUCGCCGUUGUUUUGGUUAUUCAUAACUACAAUUGUCCUAAUCAAUACGGAUGGAAUGGUGAAAAGUGUUAUAGAGGACACAAUUUGUAUGGAUUUAUUAGGCAAAGACAAAAAUAACUAUGGAAAACAAAGGUUGUGGGGAUCUAUUGGUUGGAGUUUGUUUGCCAUUAUUUCCGGUGUUUGUAUAGACUGGUACAGCGCUGGGCUAGAAUACAAAAACUAUGCUCCAGGUUACGUCAUUGCAUUGAUAUGUUUUCUUGUAGAUAUAUAUGUGGUGUCUAAACUCAAGGUUAUACAAGAAACUAAUAGCAACAUUGUAGCUUCUGAUGUGAAAAAAAUAUUUACUCAAGGUAAAGUACUAGCGUUUCUUCUUUGGGUUGUUUUUAUUGGAUUUUUUAUAUCUUUCAUAUGGAACUUCGUAUUUUGGUAUCUAGAGGAAUUGUCAAAUGUUUACCAUCCCGAAAUGAAAUCGUGGAUGAAGUCCCUCCAAGGAACAGCUUUACUAAUCCAAUGUUUUGGUGGAGAAGUACCAUCAUUCUUUUUGUCCAGCUACAUACUAAAACGUGUAAAUCACAUGACCAUCUUCUCUAUAGUGUUUUUUAUGUUCACAUGUAUUUUCUCUGUGUACACGAUCAUCGAGAACCCUUUUUGGGCAUUACCAGUUGAAUUACUUAACGGUAUGACGUUUGCUCUAUCUUAUUCGGCCGCCACCUCGUAUGCGGCUCUUAUAACUCCUAGAGGCGCCGAAGGAACGCUCCAAGGAGUCGUCGGGACAGCGUACACGGGAAUAGGCGCGCCCAUUGGAAGUUUCGUUGGUGGUUAUAUGUUCAAACAUAUUGGAAGUAUUGAUUCAUUUAGGCUGUUGAGCGUGGUUGCAUUUUUCACUUGUAUUAUACAAAUUACUGUUAAUUAUUUGAUAAAUCGUUUAACUAUAAAUGAAGAUCCUAAGGAUAUAUAUAGUAAAGUUGAAACUAAAGAUGAUAAUCUCGAAGAAGACCUAACUUUAACAUAACCUAGUAUUAUUUUCUAAAGUAUUAUUUUGUUACUUAGAAUAUAAAUAGCUGGAUUUUUGUGUUAUUUAUUAUAAUAUUAUUUGUACAAUAUUAUGUAUUUUAGAUUUCUCAAACUUUAAUAUCCAUCAAAAAAUCCCAGAUACGAACUCUU